This is a messenger RNA of Aspergillus heteromorphus CBS 117.55, 1457 nucleotides long. Its product is annotated as Zn(2+) transporter YKE4. The coding region runs from base 56 to 1276 and encodes 406 amino acids. The transcript has 4 exons. Lineage: Eukaryota; Fungi; Ascomycota; Eurotiomycetes; Eurotiales; Aspergillaceae. Gene Ontology annotation, cellular component: membrane. Gene Ontology annotation, molecular function: zinc ion transmembrane transporter activity. Gene Ontology annotation, biological process: zinc ion transmembrane transport; intracellular zinc ion homeostasis. The record is from RefSeq and is a predicted model, not a curated record.
CUGAUUCCCCAACCAUCGCUAUCAUGGCCCCUCUCUGCUUGCUCCCUCGCGGCGCAUGUGCCUGGCGCUUGCUGCUGGCCUUGUUCUCUUCUCUGCUCUCGCUGCCGCCCACGAUGCCCUAUCGGUGGGAGACCUGUCGGUGGGUCAGAUCGAGGAGGAAUUGCAGAACUGUCCCCUCGUCGAAUCUCUCAACGAGCACAAGCGCCUCACCAGCCCCCAAACCACCAGCCUGACCUCGAAGAUCUUCUCCGUGCUCUUUCCCGGCAGCCCUGCCGUGAACGCCAUCCUGGCGACCAUCUACAUCUCCGGUCCCCCCAACUUCCUCCUGGCUCUCUGCCCCCCGAACAUUGACCCCUCCUCGCUGUCCGUCAUGGUCGCUUUCGCGGUAGGCGGCCUCCUGGGCGACACGCUCUUCCACCUCCUCCCGGAGAUCUUCCUCGGCGAAGGCUCCCCCGACAGCGUGCGGUUCGUGAUGGUCGAGCCGAACCGCAACCUGCUGCUCGGCCUCGGAAUCAUGGUCGGCUUCUUCACCUUCGUCGCAAUGGACAAGACCCUCCGCAUCGCCACCGGCGGCGCGGGCCACGACCAUUCCCAUGCUCAUGCCCACUCCCACGAUGACCACCCCACAGCCACCACCAGCGGUACCAGCACCUCCCCCGAACCCAGCACCCCCCUCAAGCAGCGCAAACCCACUGCGAUCACUACCGCCACCGCCACCCCCGCCCCGGAAACAGAAAAAGAAAUCAACCCCAGCGUCAAGCUAGGCGGAUACCUCAACCUCAUCGCCGACUUCACGCACAACAUCACCGACGGCCUGGCGAUGUCCUCCUCCUUCUACGCCUCGCCCACCAUCGGCGCAACCACCACCGUAGCCGUCUUCUUCCACGAAAUCCCCCACGAGGUCGGCGACUUCGCCCUGCUCAUCCAGUCCGGCUUCUCCAAGCGCAAAGCCAUGGGCGCGCAGUUCGUCACCGCCAUCGGCGCCUUCCUCGGCACGUUCAUCGGCAUUGCGGUCCAGGAACUCGGCGGCGGGCACGGCAGUACCGCUGCAGGCGUGGAGUCCGCGUCGGCCGGUCUGCUCGGUACGAGUCUGACCUGGGGCGACAUGCUGCUCCCGUUCACGGCGGGGACGUUCCUGUAUGUUGGCACGGUGUCGGUGAUUCCCGAGUUGCUGGAGACCGGGCCCGAUAAGCGCGUCGAGGUCAAGAAGACGAUUGUUCAGUUCUUGGCUGUUAUGGUGGGCGCGGGGAUUAUGCUUGUUAUCUCCUGGGACUAGGUGAGUCUGCCUCGAUACGAUACGAUACGAUACGAUCCAGUGUAUAGGAUGUGUAAUGAGGGUGCCGAAAAGUGGCUCCUACCUACAUCUACAUAUAGAUAAGGUUGUAGAUGGUAGAUAGAUAGAUAGAUAGACAGAUGACGAGUAAAUAAGUCGUAUCAUAAUAUGCACGCGCUGUUAU